AUGCCUAACUUAAAACUUAAUGAUCACCAUCGUUGGUUAAUAGUUGAAAGGAUACUAGAAGGUUUAUCAUGUAGGAUAAUAGCAAGACAAUUUAAUAUCAGCAAGUCUUCUGUUCCAGAGUUUUUAUACAUUUUAAAAAGUAUGGAGCCAUACAUCAGCUUGGCUAUAUAUACGAACAAGUAA
Messenger RNA from Funneliformis caledonium, 183 nucleotides. The record is from the annotation of a GenBank genome assembly. NCBI's taxonomy places the organism in Eukaryota, Fungi, Glomeromycota, Glomeromycetes, Glomerales, Glomeraceae.